GAGACUCCACGUGUUGCUUACGCGGCGUGGCCUUAAAUUCAUUCGUUCGACACUUGGAUCUCGGAUCCUCGGUGGCUAGCGAUGGGCAACAAGAACUCGGCCUUUGAGACCAAGCUGAAAGCAAAGGAGUGGCAAUGGGAGCUUGGACGUGAGGCCAAACAUUUGGACAAGGAAAUUGCAAAGAUUCAGAAAGAUGAGGCGAAGUUGCAGGAGCAGAUUCGUGCACAGGCUCAGAAGGGCAAUGUUGACGCAGUGCAGCUUCUCGCCAAGUCAGUGGUGAAAACGCGAAAAGCGGUGCAAAGGCUUGAGAAGACCAAGGCUUCCAUGGAAGCCGUCAAGUUGCAGCUCACCACGCACAUGGCCUCCAUCAGCACCUCCCAAUCGAUCCGUCUCUCUGCGGACAUCAUGAAGAAGAUGAAUGCAAUUGCUCGAAUUCCAGAGGUUAGUGAGACAAUGAAGGACAUGCGAGAGCAAAUGGAAAAGUGUGCUGAUGCCGAGGAGAGCAUUGAAGAAGCUCUCAGAGAGGAUGGCGAAGAGAGCGAGGCAGCUGUCGAAGUGCAGAAGGUUCUGGAGGAAAUGGCCCUAGAUCAGCUGGGGCCACUGGCGCAAGGGCAUGCAGUGGCAGAGCCGGCCAAGGCAGCACCCGCACCUGAGCCCGAGAAGCCCCAAAAGGUCGCGGUGGCUGUGGGCGAGGAGCCGGAGCUGGUGAAGCCGGCAGCUCCUGCUGCUGCAAAGCCAGCACCUGCACCAGCUCCAGCCCCAGCCCCUGCACCAGCACCAGCAGCGCCGCCAGCAGAGGUCGCUCCACCUCCAGCGGCAGGAUAUGCAGACCCCACCGUGCCUGUGGCACCACCAGCUGUAGCACCAGCUGCACCAGCUGUGGCUGCAAAUGCUCCAGCAUCAGGUAGCAGCUUGGACGACGAUCUACUGCGUCGCUUGGAGAUGCUAAAAAAGCCAUGAGUCAAGGGCAGAAGGUGUGAAGCUCAGUGUUUGCGCUCUUUUGCCGAAGAAGAAACCAUGUACAGGGCUUCGCCACUUCACCCGUGUCAGUCUGAUGCGGGGCUCAGUAUCACCAGGCUUCUGUGAACGGUCUAGCAAUUCUCGGCAUCACUUGUACACGCAAAAAUGGAUGUUUCCCAAUUCACAGAUUUCAAGUGACUUCAAGGUCUCCAAGCAGAAGCCGUUGUUCAAAAGUACAUAGGUUCCACGUCCUCAGUGAGGCUUGCGCCUGAGGUAAAUAGUUUCUAUCAUGUGCAGUGGGCGUGGUCGGGACGGUAGUGGUCCUUCCAAAACCCAUCCUGACCCUGGGCCCUUCAAGUUUACAUGAAAGCUAUCAUUGUCGGUUCCAUCACGACUGGGUGUAGCAGUCUGACUUGUUGGUUUGCUUAGGCCAGAAUCGGUAUCGGGGAGCGAUCGCUCGUGUGCUAGUACGAGACCACUUGCAAGCCGCCACCCAGCUUUUCCAUGCUUUUCCUGUUGACCCUACAUUUUCUUUCAUACUGUAUCCAUCCAGCAGUUUGAUGUGCUUUGAGAAUCGCCUGUGAGCAUUUGAGGAUAUUUGAGGUGUACCUUAGCAAUGAGAUGCAAUGAGCUGCUUUGAGUAUUUCUGAAUUAAUCAACACCGACAGCAUGACGGCUAGGGGCC
Durusdinium trenchii is the source of this 1645-nucleotide messenger RNA. The record is from the annotation of a GenBank genome assembly. Lineage: Eukaryota; Dinophyceae; Suessiales; Symbiodiniaceae.